Molecule: messenger RNA, 747 nt
Organism: Capronia coronata CBS 617.96
Lineage: Eukaryota; Fungi; Ascomycota; Eurotiomycetes; Chaetothyriales; Herpotrichiellaceae
Exons: 2
Coding region: 1-747 (248 amino acids)
Source: RefSeq, a predicted model, not a curated record
AUGGUGAUCAAAUGGAUCUUGUUCGACUGCGACAACACUCUUGUUCAAUCAGAGAAUGUGAUCCUCAAAGCCAUAGCAACUACUCUCAAUGCACAACUGGCAUUGAAUGGGAUCGACCACCGCUACACGCCUGAGGAGCUGAAAGAGCAGCAUCGAGACUUGACAGCACGAGGCAUGGCUGUGAAGAUGAUGAUGCGUUUUCGCUUUCGACUGAGAAAGUAUGAGCUGCGAGACGUGGCUGCCGAUGUGGAGGACCAGGUGAUCGCCAAGUUGAAGGAGGGUGCAGAGCCUUGCCCGGGUGUCUUGGAAGUCCUGGCCAAGCUCCACGAGGAAGACGAGUACACACUCGCGGCCGUCUCGUGUUCGUCUUCAAAGGCCUGCCUUGAAGCCGCUCUGUCAAACUCUGGCCUCGACCAAUUCUUCCUUGCGAAAGACCGAUUCUCGGCAUUGUCUAUCGCAACAACCACCCCAGUGACCAAGCCGGACUCGGCGAUCUACCGUCACAUCCUGGAUAAGUACGACGCAAAGCCCCAUGAAUGCAUGGUCAUACAAGACACUGUUGUUGGUGCCUCCGCUGCGGUUCGAGCAAGAAUUCCCGUCAUGGGCUACGUUGGCGGUUGUGCAACCGAUGAAGAAAAGCACGCGGCGAUACUAGAGCUCGCUAUGGCCGGCUGUAAAAGUGUCAUGUGGGAUUGGAGUGACUUCGACAAGGAGUUUGAACGCCUGCAGGAGCAGAUCAAGAAAUAA